AUGGCGCUGCUUCGACCCUUGGCCGCCUCGAUAAGACGACGCCAGCGGCCAGCCACCGACCGUGCAAGCCGCUCGAUCUCGAGUAAGUGCUUCCUUUCCCUCUGCUGCUUCCUGAGUCAUUCAUCUUGCCACGAGGGGGAGAGGGGGAGAGGGGGAGAGAGAGAGACGGAGACGGAGAGGGAGAGAGAGAGCGAGCGCGUGCGAGAGAGAGAAAAUGAAGGCCGUCAUCGGGGCAUGUUCAGCUGCAACGCGCAGGGGGCUCUCUUCGACCAGCGCUGCCGAUUUUCGAGAAAUCGAGAUGACUCGCGCGCUUUCUCCAGCUAGACCGCAAAGAUCCAGACCCCGCUACAGUAGCACCAGAGCGCCAGAGCAUCAGGAGCAUCAGGAGCAUCAGGGCAUCAGGGCAUCAGGGCAUCAGGGCAUCAGGGCAUCAGGGCAUCAGGGCAUCAGGGCAUCAGGGCAUCAGGGCAUCAGGGCAUCAGGGCAUCAGGGCAUCAGGGCAUCAGGGCAUCAGGGCAUCAGGGCAUCAGGGCAUCAGGGCAUCAGGGCAUCAGGGCAUCAGGGCAUCAGGGCACCAGAGCAUCAGAGCAUCAGGAGCACGGCUCCUCGGCAUACCUGCCGAUUGAUGAAUCGUCAUCAGCUGCUGAGGGCGGCACUCGAAAUUGCACGCAGCGAACAAAGCUUCAAAAGGUCCAAAAGGUCCAAAAGGCUCCCAGAGGGCUCUUCGACGUCGCGGAUGCUUGCCACUGCCACUGCCAGGCCCCGUGGAUGCCGAAUCUCUUGCACAUCUAUUCGUAAUGGAACAGUCGAUCAUGCCCCCCCGGAGCGACAAUCCACGACAGCCUCGUGCGGACUGGGGUGUGAGAUCGCGGCGUCGAGGGGGGGAUUAAAACAUUGCCGUCGCGUUUCGGUUGCGAUGUGGUUCAAGCCAUAAAGCAGUAAACGAGAAACAAGUGGACGGCGAGGACGGGCAGCGGUCGCGACUCGCGACCCGCGACUCGCCAGCCAAAUCAGCGCAAUGAUCGAUGUUCAAUGGCGGUGCAAGUAUCCUCUUCGGGACUACUGCUGUCAUCACCACCCUCCGCGCAUACAUCGUACGGCCACUCUCGGUUUCACUCUUCUGAUAUCGGACUUGGCGGCAUGGACGUCGUGCCAGGCGGCGUGAAUCAAUGGUGGUUUCCCUGGCCUCGCAAAGCCCACGUAGCAGGCGGUUUUGCGCGUGUGGUGUUGGGUUGGAGCAACGGCCGACUGGGAUUCGGGGAUUCGGAGAUUCUGGGC
Hyaloscypha bicolor E is the source of this 1278-nucleotide messenger RNA. RefSeq lists its product as uncharacterized. The record is from RefSeq and is a predicted model, not a curated record. The transcript has a single exon. Lineage: Eukaryota; Fungi; Ascomycota; Leotiomycetes; Helotiales; Hyaloscyphaceae. Bases 215 to 934 code for a protein of 239 amino acids.